This is a messenger RNA of Parnassius apollo (apollo), 414 nucleotides long. NCBI's taxonomy places the organism in Eukaryota, Metazoa, Arthropoda, Insecta, Lepidoptera, Papilionidae. The record is from the annotation of a GenBank genome assembly.
AUGGUGCUCACUGCAGCUGAAAAAAUGCGCCGUUAUCGCCAAAAAAUUAAAGAUAAUCCCCAAAAAUAUGAACAACAGAAGAAAAAAGACCUACAACGCAUAAAAACUAAAAGAAAGAAAAUAUCACAACUCGAUGAUGCCGAUAAAGAUAAAAUAAGAAAACAAUGGCGAGAUCAAAAAAAGAGGCAAAGAAAAAAUAAAAAAAUAAACAAAAGUAAUGAGAACCAAGAUAAAGACAACGAAAACAUUGAUAGGGAUGGAGUAUCAUUCAGGGAAAAUUCGCUCAGCAGAAAAAGUCGAGAGUCAGAUUCGAGUUUAAAGUCAAAAUUGAAAUACAUGAAAAAAAAAGUGUUACAUAUUAUUAAAAAAAAAUUGAACAAUCUCAAAAAAACGAACAAUCACUGCAAAGAAUAA